Messenger RNA from Pseudophryne corroboree (corroboree frog), 670 nucleotides. It is a transcript of the gene MRPL55, whose product is annotated as mitochondrial ribosomal protein L55. Gene Ontology annotation, cellular component: mitochondrial large ribosomal subunit. The transcript is spliced from 4 exons. The record is from RefSeq and is a predicted model, not a curated record. Gene Ontology annotation, biological process: translation. Lineage: Eukaryota; Metazoa; Chordata; Amphibia; Anura; Myobatrachidae. Gene Ontology annotation, molecular function: structural constituent of ribosome. The coding region runs from base 227 to 604 and encodes 125 amino acids.
CGGCGCUCAGCACUGCAGACAUCACGUGAUACAGAUUUCUCACACUGUGCUCUCUAUCGCUGCGUCUCCUGCUGCUGCAGGGCGCCGGGUGGUGACGUAGCAAGGAGGGCGGGUGAUUGGGGGGUGACUUUCCCAUCGGUGACCGGUCUACCUGCGAUGCUUGGGGCUGUGCGGGGAUAUAAAGAGUGACGAUCAGCUGACAGCGGGGACUCUGUGAGGAGCGGCAAUGGCUUUGCACGCAUUUCUCCGCUCUCUGCAGAACAUCGCACACAGGAGUCUUCUCCCAGCCUCCCAUCCGCUGCACACGGCGGCCGAGCUGCAGAACUCAAACAGAGCCUGCACGGGGCGGUCCGGCAGGAAGGCUUAUCUGAGGACGUAUCCGGUUCUGCUGGUGCAGCCGGACGGAUCAACCAUCUCCAUCCAGUAUAAGGAGCCGCGCAGGCUGCUGACUAUGCCGUUGGACAUUUCCACACUGUCGGAGGAGCAGCGCAAGGUUCGGCUGCGCCUCAGGAAUCGGCCCAAGAAGGGCAGCGCCACAAAGGAAAAGGACAUCUACGACGAUUCCAAUUUGGAUCGAUACAGUAAAUUCUGGAAGAAAAAAUAACUUUUUAUAAAAUCUACAUUAAAAUGUUAACAAGUGGGAAUAAUUAAUAAACGUUUUCUACAUACA